This is a messenger RNA of Zea mays, 1930 nucleotides long. RefSeq names its product patatin-like protein 3. Bases 308 to 1690 code for a protein of 460 amino acids. The transcript has 2 exons. NCBI's taxonomy places the organism in Eukaryota, Viridiplantae, Streptophyta, Magnoliopsida, Poales, Poaceae. Gene Ontology annotation, biological process: lipid metabolic process. The record is from RefSeq and is marked validated.
CCCUCGCCCGCGCACCUUUCCGCGCCGCCUCCUUCCUUUCCUCGCGUGCUCUGGCGCGCGCAAGGAUCAAAAGGCGCCGGCCACUAGAGGCGAGUGAGUCGCAUGUAAACGACCACCAGCUGCUGUGAUCUCAAAAGGGAGCGAGAGACAAAGGAGAGGCGAGCAGGUCGUGGCGGCAGCAAUCGUUGCGAAUCCGCGCGGGAUUCUGUCCUCUGCACCACUGCUUCCCGCUUUCCUGCCCGGCGGAAGUGGUAUAAUUCUCCAACGCGGUUGACUGUAUUGCCUCUCGCUCUCGGUGGGUGGGGGCAUGGACGAGGCAGAGGAGAUGCAGGUGGAGAGGCUGCACGAGGAGGCCGAUGCGGGGGGAGCCGACACGGACAAGCUCAGCUACGAGAUAUUCUCCAUCCUCGAGAGCAAGUUCCUGUUCGGCUAUACCGACCCGCACCAGCUCUGGCUGCCCAAGCCGGCGGCGGAACUGCCGGCGCAGGCGUCCGCGGCGGCGCCGGGUAAGGCGGCGCAGCGCGGGAAGGUCUGCGUGCUCUGCGUGGACGGCGGCGGGGGCGGCCUGCGGGCGCUGCUGCCAGGCCGCGCGCUGGCGCACCUGGAGGCCGCGCUGCGCCGCGCGUCGGGGGACCCCGACGCCCGCGUCGCCGACUACUUCGACCUCGCGGCGGGCACCGGCGCCGGCGGCGUGUUCGCCGCGAUGCUCUUCUCCACGCACUCGCGCGGCGCGCCGCUGUUCCACGCCGACGACACGUGGCGGCUCGUCGCGGACCACGCGCCGCGCAUGUUCCGCAGGCCCGCGGCCUCCUCGUCCACGUCCCUCUUCUGCCGCGGCAAGAAGCGGCCCCUGGCCGCGCCAACGGCGGCGCUGGAGGCGGCAAUGAAGGCGGCGUUCGGCCAGGAGCUCACCCUGCGGGACACCAUCAAGCCCGUGCUCAUCUCUUGCUACGACCUCAAGACGUCCGCGCCGCUGGUGUUCUCGCGCGCCGACGCACUGGAGAACGGGAGCUACGACUUCCGCCUCUGCGAGGUCGGGCGCGCCGCGUGGUCCGAGGCCGGACGCUUCGAGCCCGCCGAGGUGGCGUCGGUGGACGGCGCCACGUCCUGCGCCGCUGUAGACGGCGGCCCCACCAUGGGCAGCCCGGCGGCCGCCGCCAUCACGCACGUGCUCCACAACAAGCACGAGUUCCCGUUCGUGCGCGGGGUCGAGGACCUCCUCGUGCUCUCCAUCGGCGGCUGCUCUGGCGGAGGCUCUGGCGCCGCUGGCGAGGCGGAACUCCGGCGCAUGCGUCGGUGGGGUCCCAAGGAGUGGGCACGCCCCAUCGCCCGUAUUGCGGCCGACGGCGCCGCCGACCUUGUCGACCACGCCGUGGCGCGCGCCUUCGGCCAAUGCCGCGCAUCCAACUACCUGCGCAUCCAGGCGAAGCGGGAGAGCAUGCCGCCGUGCGGUCCGGACGGGGAGUACGACCCGACCCCAGGCAACGUGCGCGCGCUGCUCGCGGCGGCGGACGAGAUGCUCAAGCAGCGGAACGUGGAGUCGGUGCUGUUCGAGGGGAGGCGAGUCGGGGAGCAGACGAACGCGGAGAAGCUGGACUGGUUCGCGGCAGAGCUCGUCGCCGAGCACCGCAGCAGAGCCUCCCGGAUCGCACCCACCGUUGCGUUCAAGCAGGCGCCGCAGAAGCCGUAGGCGCUGGACUGAGCUGGUGGCCGUAAGACCGUGGCGUUAAGGGCAUGUAGGCCUCUCUUUCUUCUUGCUUGGGCUGGCGGCUGGAAUUCCUGCUGCAUAUUUUUGACGCGGCAGCAUGGCAUAUCAAUAUGGCAUUGCUCCCGGGAAGCAUUUGCCGCUGUGAAAUCGUUUCAAGGGAGGAUGGAAUAUGAAAGGAACGAACGUUGCCGAUAUAAAAAUUCUAAUCUUCAGUUCAGCUUA